Messenger RNA from Fusarium musae, 369 nucleotides. RefSeq lists its product as uncharacterized. Bases 1 to 369 code for a protein of 122 amino acids. The transcript is spliced from 2 exons. The record is from RefSeq and is a predicted model, not a curated record. NCBI's taxonomy places the organism in Eukaryota, Fungi, Ascomycota, Sordariomycetes, Hypocreales, Nectriaceae.
AUGGCGACCAAGAGCUCGAGGAGAACAUAUACACUUCCUGCUGGCUUGAAGACUGUCGCUAUUUCUGUAAAGUCUCAAGCCGAGAAUCAUAAGUCCACUGGCCACAGCAAGUGGCACCAGGGUGAACGCAACACAAAGGUUGAAAAGGAGAACAAAGUAGCCAAGGCCCAUGUGCAGGCCAAGGCAUCAGGCAGGGACAAGUCGUCCACGGGUGAAGCCAAGGAGAGCGAUGAGGAUCCUGACUUUGUUACCCCUGAAGUCUAUGUCCAGUAUCUCGAGAAUUUCUUCCUCUUCCGAGGUAACCGAGAAGCGGACGCAAAUGAAAUAUCUCGAAGCGCACCUGAUGAAAAAAAAGAAGCAAGCAAAUGA